This is a messenger RNA of Mucor mucedo, 4113 nucleotides long. RefSeq lists its product as uncharacterized. Gene Ontology annotation, biological process: mitotic spindle organization; microtubule-based movement. The transcript is spliced from 7 exons. Gene Ontology annotation, molecular function: microtubule binding; ATP binding; microtubule motor activity. Lineage: Eukaryota; Fungi; Mucoromycota; Mucoromycetes; Mucorales; Mucoraceae. The record is from RefSeq and is a predicted model, not a curated record. The coding region runs from base 1 to 4113 and encodes 1370 amino acids.
AUGGGCACAGCAGCGGAUGGCGGACAUAAUACAACAGACGAAGGCAUUGUGCCUCGAUCCAUGGCACUUUUAUUCGACCUACUCCAUAACAACGACACCAGACCUCUCUCACCCACUUCUUCCAUCUCCUCCUCCACCUCCGCAUCCAACAAAAGCAGCAGUCGAUUAUUACGACCCAAAUCCAAACUAGGCAAUCGCAGCAGCCAUGUACCGCAAGUCGUGCCACAGCUACCCAACAGCCCACAUAAAACAAAAUUUACUGUCAAAGUUUCCUUUAUUGAAAUUUACAAUGAGGAUUUGCAUGAUUUAUUAAAUUCGGCUCCUCUGGAGGAAUUACCGCCUAUCACUAUUCGGGAGGAUACAAAGGGACGAAUUUAUUGGACAGGUGUAAAAGAAGUAACUGUCCAUAGCACGGAUGAUGUUCUUUAUUAUCUCGAGCAAGGUACCCAAAAUAGAGCUACAGGUUCCACAGACAUGAAUGAGAAAUCAUCACGCUCGCAUGCGAUUUUCUCAGUAUCGUUGAAGCAGGAAAAAUGGAUGCCUUCUUCAUCAUCAGGAGCAGCUGAGAAAAAACGACCGGCCAGUUCAAUGAGCACACGAUCGUCCAUUACACCCAACACAUCCCGUUUACUCACGGGUACUCAAGACGACGGAGAAUGGUUGAUCACCACCUCCAAAUUUCAUUUCGUGGAUUUAGCGGGCAGUGAAAGGUUGAAACGAACAGCUGCAGAAGGUGACCGUCGAAAGGAAGGAAUUAAUAUCAAUGCAGGUUUACUUGCGUUAGGCAAUGUCAUUUCUGCACUGGGCGAUCCCUCCAAGAAAACUAAAGUCCAUAUCCCAUACCGCGAUUCUAAAUUAACCCGACUUUUACAAGAUUCCUUGGGCGGGAGUGCAACGACUUUAAUGAUUGCUUGUGCCAGCCCUGUUGAAUAUAAUUUGGCCGAAACCCUAAAUACCUUACAAUACGCAAACCGAGCUCGAAAUAUUAAAAAUAGGUCGGAAAAGAACCAAGUGGAGGAAUGGAUGACGACUGAAAAUAUCGAAUUGUUGCGUUCCUUGAUUGGAAAAUUAAAAAAUGAGCUAAAUUAUGUCAAAUCCAAUGUAUCACCUACUACCGCAGCAGCUCUCAUGAUGGAAAAGGACGACGACGAUGAUGAUGAAGCGUAUCAUGACCAACGCAUGCUGAUUGCCGAUUUGCAACGACAAGUAGAAGAAUUGGAUGGAGAAGCGUCUGUGACGCGUGAACGCAAUCGUAUUGUCGAAAAGGAAUUACAACGUGUGCGACGUCUGGAAGCCAUGGUGGAACGUAAACAGGAGGAAGACGAUGUAGAUUUCCAACAUUUGGUGGAACCCGUGAUUGAAGAAUACGAAAAAAGCGUGUCCAAAUUGGAAUCGCAAUUAGCCUUGACGAAAGCCGCUCUCAAUCAUUCGGAUAUGGGAUAUGAAGAACAACAAACGAAAUUAGGACAGUUAGAAACCUUGAUUCGUUCACAGGAGCAGACCAUUAGUGAAUUAAGGUUACGUCUUGGUAAAGUGCUGGAACGGGAACAGAGCAAUGAAAGUUAUAUUCAUGAACUGGAAACCAAGUUGAUGAAAUCCGCCAAUGAGACGACCAAGGAUCAGGAAAUGCUUAACGAUUUAAAAAACAAGAUUAUGAAGUUUAAGGAGACAGACGAAAAUACGGAGCAAUAUAUUCAUAGUUUAGAGCAACGAUUGGCUUCGGGCGAUGCAGAACGAACCCGUUUAAGAACAUGCGUUGAAGAUCUUGAAGCUAAAAUCGAAGCCAAAGAACGAACCAAUGUUGAGCUUUUGAAACGAUUAUCCAAAACCACAAGUAAUACGAGUACAGAGAAACUCAUGCUGAAAGAAUUAGAUGAGGUGAAUGCCAAAAAUCUUGAUCUGACAAGAGAGCGUGAUGCUCUACAAGAAAAAGUCAAGGAUCUUCAAGAGAAUCAUCGUACGAGUUUAUCCUUAAAACAAGAAGAAGGAUCCAAUAAGGUGGAUAAGACAGGUUCAGGUGCGACCCUCGAAUCCGAAUUAGAAUCUACGUCUAUCGCCUCCCCCACCCAGUUCAAGAACCGUAAAAGCUUCGCAGAUGAAAAGGAGACCCCCUCUUCUAUCGCUGCAUUAACUUUAAUUCAGGCGGAAUUGCGCGCCAAGGAGGAAACUGAACGCGCGGAUCGCUUACAAAGAAAUUUCGAUGAUUUACAAUUUGAUCACGCUGAAACCUUGAAGGAAUUAGAAGAGGUGUUACAACGUUAUCAUGAAAGUUUGGAACAGCUCGAUUUUCUUGAACGCGAUUCUUCUUCCAUUACUGCUCAUGAAGAGGAUGUCGUGAUACCCGUACCCAAAUCGCUGGAUCUCAGCAAAGAAAUUGCACAAGCCAAAGAAGAUGCCCUGGUACAGGAGAAGCAGGCCUAUCAAGCACAAAUCGCCACAUUGCAAGAAACCUUGGCACAGCAAAAAUUAGUGGAAGCAGAUACACAUCACCAAAUGCAAAAGUUACAAACCGAAUUAGACGACAUGAAGACACAACAAAAAAAGCGACAAACGGAGCAAUGGAAAGAAGCGCAUGCUGAAUUAAAAAGAGAUUUAGAAAAGAUCACUCUUGAUUUAGACGAAAAGGAAAAUUACCUUGUUCAAUUAAAGCAAGAUUUGGAGCAACGUUCCACCACCCAAAACGAAUUACAAACGAAUCUGGAAAAGUCCAAUCAGCAAUCGACUUCCUUACAAAAACGCUUAGCCGAGACCUUGGCUUCCUUGACGGUCUUAAAGAUCUCCCAUGACGGACUUUUAAAGAAACAAACCACGGCUCUGGAGGAUGCGGAGAAGGUUGCAAAGCACAAGCAAGAAAGGGAGGCGUUGGUGGACAGACACCAGAACGAACUGAUUAGUAUCCAGGAGACCAUGGAAGACAUGGAUCAAAUUUUAAAGCAUGCAACAUUGGAAAAAGAGCAAGCUUUAGAGCAAAUGAUGGAACAUGAUGCUCUAGAGGAUGCAUUGGCUGAAUUAGAGGCGUUACACGCAGAUGAAUUGCAAAAAUUGAAAUUGGAGCAUCAAACUCAGUUAGAAGGCCUCAUGUCAGAAAAUGAAGGACUGAAGGAAUCACACAAGAACGUGCGAGAGACGCUUCAAUUAGAGUUGAAUGAAGUCAAGAUAUCACAUGAAAAGCAAUUAAAGCAGUUGAGCACAGAACAUCAAAUGUUGAAGGCCGAAGGAUUGGAGACAAGUCUUGCCCAAAAGGAUUGGGAGACCGCUCUCGAAAGCAGUAAUGAACGCAUCCACCAAUUGCAGGGGGAACUAGAAGCUUGUCAAAAAAGGACAGUUCUGGAUGAGCAAACAUUGAGAACUGAACAUGAAAAGACGGUAGGACAGUUACAAUCGGUUCAUGCGACGGAAUUCCAACAAUUACAGUCAGAUGUACUUCAAAGGGAAGGCGGACUCACGGAAAAGAUAGCUAGGCUGGAAUCUGAGUUGGUACUUGCCAAGGCCGACCAUGUCACACUUGCACAAAGGCACCAAGUGGACCUGACUCCCAGACAAGAAAGAGAUACACUUUUAAAAGAGAUGGAGCAACUCAGAAUGGAGAUGGAAGGUCAAGUUCAGCAGAUAAGUGAGAAGGAGAGAGCCAUUGUGGGUCUUGAGAAACAAAUGCAUGAUUUGAAAGAAGAGAAUGUUGAAUAUACCGGCUUAGCACAAGAAUUGGAAAAAGAAAUGAACCGUAUGACAGAAGAAAAGGAGGUUCUGGCCGAAGAUCUGGAUAUGAUGGAAGAGAAUGUCCAACUUUAUCAAGAGCAGAUGAAUGACAUGAAGAAUAUUCUCUGUGUGAUAUCAGAUGAUGCGGUUGUACCUAAAAUAAAGGAAUUAAUAAUGAUUCAAGAAGAACGAUCGACUCGUAAAAUGUCAAUUAUUGACCAACUGGCGCGUGACAAGAACCGAUUACAGGAAGAACUCUCCAAUUGCCAGGAUCAAAUGAAGCUAGCUCGUGACGAAAUGGAAAAGGAAUUGGCUGAACAAAAACAGAAACAAGAGAGAUCCGAAAAGAUCAUAAAGAAGCUAGAAAAGCAGUUGGAUGAACUGUUAAAAAAGAAAUCUUCCUUCAUGUGCUUUUAA